AUGGCGUCAAUCAACACACCUGAAGGCGUUCUCUCAAGGUCCCUCGAUUUCAGAACCGAGGACCAACAAUUAUGGUGGCACGACAUCGCACCUUUAACCAACCGCCUGCUCGACGUGGUGGGCUGCUCUACACACGAUCAGUACGAGCACCUCUGCUAUAUCUACCGAUUUGUCCUCCCCGCCCUGGGUCUAUACCCUCGCCCAGGCCUGAGCCAAAUCACCAGCGCCGUACCGGGCGGCCGCUCAUUCGAACUGAGCGUCAACUACCAAGAUGGAAAAUCAACCCUGCGCUACGACUUCGAGCCCAGCAGCUCGCUGGCAGGCACACCCCGCGACCCAUACAACCAGCUGAUGACCGCCGAGCUGAUGUCCAAACUGGCCCUGGGCGGAGCCACCAACGACUUAUACUGGUACAACCACUUCACCAACAAACUGGGCCUCACAACCCAGGAUAAAGCUGCCCUGGCAGGCCAGGAGACCGGGCUAGCCACGACGCAAUACAUGGUGGCCUGGGACCUCAAAAGCGCCUCCAACAACUCACUGAAGAUGUACCUGUUCCCGCUGCUCAAGGCGCGCGCGACGGGCUUGCCGGCAGGCCGCCUCGUGCUGGACGCUGUGGGCAGCGGAAGCGCCGAGAUCAAGGCCUCGCCUGCCUUUGCCAUGAUCGAGGAGUACCUGGUGGAGCGGGGGCUGUUGGAGAAUGUUUGUAUUUUGAGCUGGGAUUGUGAUGAGGUGGGCUCUUCGCGGUUGAAGGUCUACAUUGCUGAUCCGGAGGUGACGUUUGAGCGGAUCAGCGAUAUGUGGACUUUGGGUGGGCGGUUGAGCUCUAGUAAGAAUAAUCAGCGGGGUUUGGAGCAUCUGAGGCAGUUCUGGAGCCGGCUGGAUAUUCCGGAGGGGUCGCGGUCGACUUAUGAGCUUGGUCAGCCUGAGCAGAGCGAUGGGAGGAGCGGGUUGACUUUCAAUUGGGAGCUGAGGGCUGGUUCGGCGGAGCCGGACCCGAAGUUGUAUGUCCCUUGUAUGGGGGAGAAUGAUGGCCAGCUUGCCCGUGGCAUGGCGGCGUAUUUUAAUGAUCUGGGUUGGACUGAUCUUGCCGGUUCUUACGAGAGCAAGAUCUCAUCUGCGUUGUGA
Molecule: messenger RNA, 1128 nt
Organism: Penicillium verhagenii
Lineage: Eukaryota; Fungi; Ascomycota; Eurotiomycetes; Eurotiales; Aspergillaceae
Product: aromatic prenyltransferase (DMATS family)
Exons: 1
Coding region: 1-1128 (375 amino acids)
Biological process (GO): alkaloid metabolic process
Molecular function (GO): transferase activity, transferring alkyl or aryl (other than methyl) groups
Source: RefSeq, a predicted model, not a curated record